AUGAAAAUUGGGUACACAACUGAAGAAUGGGCGGUCAUCUGGUUGACAAUUUUGGGAGGAGCGUUGUUCGGAUUCUUCCUCAACUUCCUCUGGUCGAGAAAGCGUCGCAAUGAUCAAAAGAAAGAGGAGGAUAAGUUCGUGGGCAAAAUGAAUACAACUGGCCUACGAAAGAACCGAGUGAUUUUUAGCCCGGAGAUUUGUGAGAAUGAAGUCCCUGAGGUUAUCAAUUUGGACAAUGAUAGUGACGAGGAGAAAACCGAGAGUGAAUCGAAUUCUGAUGAACAAGAGGAUGAGGAUGAGGAAGAAGUUGAGGGUGAGGAAGAUGAAGUAGACGAGGAAGAUGAGGAUGAAGAAGACGAGGAGGAGCAGAUGCCACAGUUUAACAAACGCAAACUCAAGAAUACACAAAAUGCCGAUGAUGACAAGCCAUCCACGUCGGACAGUAAGAAGGAUUUAUCGGAAAGUGACAAAAUCAACGCAACACUCGGAAAAUUGCAUGGAAAACUUGCAACCGCUCAAUUGAAAGCGAAAACUCGUCAAAUUGCCGCCGAAAUGAGUGAACAAGAGAAAGAAUACGAGGCAAAAAUGACCAACAAUCAAAUGGAGUCAAUCAUGAAACUGAUGAUGCAGAACCAGGAGAAGUUCGGCAUGAGCAGUGAGGACAUCAAAGAACAAAUGAAUCUGUACAACUUCUAA
Caenorhabditis remanei is the source of this 696-nucleotide messenger RNA. RefSeq lists its product as uncharacterized. The transcript is spliced from 6 exons. Lineage: Eukaryota; Metazoa; Nematoda; Chromadorea; Rhabditida; Rhabditidae. The coding region runs from base 1 to 696 and encodes 231 amino acids. The record is from RefSeq and is a predicted model, not a curated record.